This is a messenger RNA of Vollenhovia emeryi, 3863 nucleotides long. It is a transcript of the gene Helz, whose product is annotated as probable helicase with zinc finger domain. NCBI's taxonomy places the organism in Eukaryota, Metazoa, Arthropoda, Insecta, Hymenoptera, Formicidae. The record is from RefSeq and is a predicted model, not a curated record. The transcript has 6 exons. Gene Ontology annotation, biological process: regulatory ncRNA-mediated post-transcriptional gene silencing. Gene Ontology annotation, cellular component: P granule; cytosol. Bases 249 to 2975 code for a protein of 908 amino acids. Gene Ontology annotation, molecular function: helicase activity.
GUCGCCGUCGGCCGCCGGCGGCGCCGUCAGUCGGAAACUUCUCGUCGUGCGAAUGGUAGACGGCGAUGCCGAGGUCGACGUGCCGGUCUUCGUCGUCUGUGUGACGCGAAAAUACGAAACGCCCGUUGGCCGUGCGCGCACGAGGAACAAGAGAGGAGAGUAAGCGAGAGGAGCCGCGCGAUGCCCCGUGACGGCUGACGGUUCUGUGACGCGAGUUCCUCGUCGAAUCGACCACGAUCGCCCCCAUCAUGGCGGCUACGGAGCACGAGCCGAGCAUGAGCAACGGAAACACGCCAUAUCUCACGGACUUCCCCGAGCGGGUGCGACACGGCUGGUUCAGACUCAAUGACCCGGAUACGGUCCUCACGUGCGAGCCGCUGCGCAACGUCAACAUUCGUCUGUACGGCAGUGUUAACUGCAGAAUCGUUGGUAAGAGAGGCAGCUACGAGUGGAGUUUCGUCAUCCUCGCGACAGGCGGUCAAGAGUUACGGAAUGUGGCCUUGAUAUCUGACGAUCAUCGAGCCAACUUCUUCCUCAAGUCAGUGCGAGACCAGGACGGCGCGGAGAUCGGCGUGACAAACAGCCAGGAGUGGCACAGUCCCGAGCCGUACAGCUCUCAAAAGAAUACAAGGCAGUACCUGGUGACGGUCGGUUUCACCGCCAAGAAACACGGCACGUAUCGGCAGGACCUGGUUUUCGGCUUCUUAAGUCGUCCAGGAUACCUCCAGAGGAUCUGCGCGGACUACCUGCACAUCAAAGACUACGAGCGGAUACAGAGGGCGACGAGUUAUCAGCAGUCGCAGAUACCGCCGAGAUGGAGGGACCCGUAUGGCUUCUAUUCGCCCUUCAUGCCUCACACCGAUCCGCGAGAGAUCAAGCUGGCGCGGAUCUACCCGUACCCGGACAAGGAGAACUUUGUCCUAACUCAGAACACGCUGUCGGACAAUCGGUUGACGCCAUGCAACUAUCGGGGUCGCAUGCACGAGAUGAUCACCCUCGAGGAGAUCGCCCGGAACGAGCAGCUCUCGAGAUACAACCAGUUCUCGUGGUUACGCCUCACGGCGCACUAUGUGCUGUUCAACAGCGACGGCUCCACCAUCGCCAAAUACACGCCGCCGGGUGAGCUCUUCGCUCAGAUCCCACUCAGUCGGGACAUCUUGGAGGAUACGCAGAGCGGCAGACUUCUGCAGCGUAGCUGUAAUAGCGUUCUACUCAAGUUGUUGCACAAGAAAACCAAGCAUAGCGUCUUUGAGGCUCACAUCGAAGACAAGAGCUCGCACUCCGUAUAUGUGAGACUUAGCAAAGAGUGCGUGGCCUCUUGGAAUUUGGAGGCGCACAACGAGCUCGAGGUCGAAAUACAGUUUGUGUUGAACCGUCUCAACUUCUGCGAGUGGCACUUGGCGGUGGACAGUCUCGAGGACAUAGACCUAGUAUUCGUGGACGAACACCACAAGACUGACAACGAGAUUAUCCGCGGCUUCCUGCAGGUUGACGCUGGUAAUCUCAGUAUCCUCUCUAGUCUACUUCUGGACUCGCCGCUCAAUCAGGAACAGAAGCAAGCAGUCACGGCGAUAACCUUAUCGAUUAAGACUUGUUCACCGCCAGUCCUCUUGCUGGGACCGUUCGGCACGGGGAAGACAUUCACCAUAGCGCACAUGCUACGUAUGCUCGUACAAAAUACAAACAACCGAAUACUUUUGUGUACGCACAGCAACAGCGCCGCCGAUCUUUACAUCAAGGAUUUCUUCCACGUCUGGCACAUUCAGGAUAAACAUCCUAGACUUAGACCCGUUAGGAUAUAUUACAAAUUGCGCGCUUUGAAUACGGUGCAUCCGACGGUGCAGAAAUACUGCCUAAUGGACCAACACGGUCGUUUCCGCGACCCGGUUGCGGCAGAUUUUCAAGACUGCGGUCUAAUAGUAACCACUCUGGCAACAUCCAGCUGUCUGAUGAACCUUCAACUGUCGCCGACUCACAUCGUCAUUGACGAAGCGGCCCAGGCCAUGGAGUGCGAAGCGUUGAUCGCUCUGUCUCUCGCGAACCGAGAGACUCGCCUGCUACUGGCAGGUGAUCAGAUGCAACUCGCGCCGGAAAUCUACAGCGUACUGGCCAACGAGCGAGGAUUAGGCAUUAGCCUUUUGGAGAGAUUAUACGCCUACUAUCCGCCGGAACAUCCGUGUCGGAUACAUCUGUGUCAGAACUAUCGCGCGCACGCGGAUAUAAUCAAGUACACCUCCGAGACGUUCUACGAUGGGAUGGUUAAACCUGCCAACGUGCAACUGCUCAAGCACCCCGUUAUGAAACCGUUGAUAUUUUAUGCCGUUAACGGCGCGGAAGAACAGGCUUCGUAUUCCACGGGAUAUCACCACGCCACGGAGGCGGAAGAGGUAGCGAAUCGUGUUCUGGAAUUGAGGAGAGCAUGGCCGACGCAACAAUGGGGCCCGUACAAUGAAGGCUCCAUCGGAGUCUUGUCAUAUUAUCCCGAACAAGUUCAACGAUUGCGAAUCGAACUGCGCAAGCGCCUGCUUUCCGACGUGUCUGUCGAGAGGGUGUUAAACGUCCAAGGCAAGCAAUUCACCGCAGUUUUUAUCAGCACAGUCCGAACAAGGAUAUCUGACAGAUCGUCUGCCGAGGUAAAAAUCAAGGACUAUGGCUUUCUAACAGAUCCACGCUUAUUAAACACCGCGUUAACAAGGGCCAAGUGUUUCGUGGCGGUCGUAGGCGAUCCAGUUGCUUUGCUUACUAUAGGUUGCUGCAAAGAUCUGUGGAAGAAAUAUCUAGAAGAGGCUGACUUAUACGGGAUGGAUCGAAAAGAAUUGCAGACGCACCUCAAUCAGGUUUCCAAGAUCCAAAUAUCACCUUUAAACCCGCAUGCGAGGGAAUUUUUCCCCAGAGCACCGCCUUUGUGCUUGGUUCAGUAUAUUCAAGUGCCGGUUUUGUAUCCGUUAAUGUAUCCACCGCAACAGCCAAUGUGAUAAAGGACACGAAAUCCAACGAUCUUUUCGAGAUACGGCAAUCCGUUUUAAUCCUCGAACAUCACACAUGAUGUUACGUUAACCUAGUUCAAAUUUGAAACACGUGGCAUUUUGACUUACAUAUUCUUGUAGAUUACUGACUGACGUAUCGAUUGCAAAAAAUUAAUUUUAUUUGAUAUUUUAGAACCCGAGAUACAAGCAAGAGAUAUUCUAACUCAGUGUGAUGUUUCAAAGUGGCGACUGAUGUGUGGUGUUUGAGGGUUGAGAAUCUCGAAAAUAUUAUGUUUUGCUGUUACUACUGUCAGCACAUCCUUCGAUCGUAUCGAUCGUCGCAAAAUGAGCAACUAUACUGUACUUUUGUUAUAUUGAACGUGUGCAUUUUGCAAUUUUUCAUUUGUAUGAUAGUAUGAGUGUCUACAAUGUGUAAGCUGUAAAGAAUAGAGCGGGGUUAUUUUGCCCAGUUAAAAAACAAUGGAAAAAAAUUUCGAAAUAGGGAAGGGCUUCUUGAAUUUCUUUUUCUUAGCUGAACGAAUAGUCCCGUUCUACUUUUUAUGUAAAGUGUAUGCUUAUUUAUGUGUACUACAGGAGCGUUCAUUGACGUGAAAAUAUAAAUCUUUACUUUUUGAUGUACUAAUGAAUUAUCUACUAACGAGUUGUUAGGAAAAUAUACGAUUAUCAUAGCUCGAAUGCAUUUGAUAUUAACGAUUUGUUAAGUUUCUUAAUACGCUCUUUUUCUUUUAUUUAGAUGUUAAACAACAUGGGCAUCAUUUCAUAUAUAUUUGUAAUAUGUACAGCGCGAGAAUUCCAUGAUCAUGUAUAUUAGAUUUUCUUCGGAUUCAACAUCCUCAAUUAUAAACAAAAUGCGUUUCUAAAUAAAAGAUACAAGAU